CGUUCAGCUCUGCUCACUCCACAUCUUCCAGGUCUUUCCUCCUUCCAUGUCUAACUCUGCUGCCUGGUUCGUCUACGCAGAACAGCUGGUAGGUCGUGGCUACGGGCUGCCGCUGUGGCAUCCUGAGCCCAUCCGGUACGGCAAGGAGCCCCGCGAAGUCGAGAUUGGAGAUGUCGGCUACGUCUCGGAGGGACGGUUCAUCCGACUAUUCAAUGCUAUGCGUCCUAAGGGUGACACUCUCAAUGCUUGUGGCAUGCCGAAGGGCUUCGAGGUGCUGAAGGCGAACGAGGAAAAUCUGUUUUCCGACCCGAUGCAUGUCGACCCAGGACCAAUCUGCACCACAACUACGACAUUCCGGAAGCUCGGUGCGGGGAUCUCUGACUCUGCCCAGCUUGCCGGGGCGUCGUACACGUUCAAUUGCCACAGCAGCCGAGGUGCAAUUGCUAUCCUUGGCUCCUUCGGCCAUCAAGAGUGGUACGAAAGUAACUCGGAAUUCUGGGAUUAUACCGCAAAAUAUCACUCCUCUUGGUACGAUUUCGCAAAGGGAAAGGGUCUUCUCAUUCCACCUGAGGCAAUUGUCCUCGUGUCUGGUUGGCUCAAGACCACCGAGUGGGCAGUUGCAGCCGUCUCAAAUUACGGUAAAGCGCACGACUUUUCGUUCACGGCCUCUGCUGGUUCAUAUGCUUCCGCGAAUUUCGAUAUAUCUGGAGGCAAAGAGGUUCAAAUGUCCAUAGAAAAGCGGUCGGGCCCAGCAUUCCGCGACGAAGACCAGCCCGCGACGGCCGACCCUCCCCAGGAUCAUCUCACAGAGCUUGAUCCUCCAGAAGCAACGCCAGACCCUCCCGACGCGACGCUCGAUCCUCCCAAGAACUCUCCAGCGCAGCGACCGGAGCAACCUUGCAAUCAGAGCACGUUCCUCAGGUAUUACAAGUUCAAGACAGGUCCACUAGGACUACGGCGCGAAGUAGAUGUCAUUCCAGAUGCCAAUGACAUGAUAGGGCCUGGCGAUGAACAUCAUCGUCGUCGUCAGCCGCCAGGCUCGGGCGGCGGCGGCUCUUCUCAAGGAUCAUUCUCCCGUUUCCGCAGCUUCUUUGGUGGCCCAAGAUCUGGUACCUCACCUAGUGACUCCAGCGGUCCGCGCUCUGACGAACCUCCGCGUGGCACGUCCGUGGGAUCCGAAAUGGCCCCGCAGACCUCCCAGCGCACCGCUGGCAGAGACCGCAGCGCGGACAACAAGUACUUCAAUGUCGGAGAGGAACCGCCUAGCGCGUCUCGCGUAUUGAUCCCUGAUCCCCUAGACGACUUACUGGACCUAAUGCUGGAGUGUUGUCCCGGUGCAACUGCCGCCGUGGCCUGCCACGAAGAGUUUUACUCUAUUUUUCCGCCUGAAAAGUAUCCCGAGGGUGUUAGAAGAGCAGACUUACAGGAGAAAUUGAGCCAAGGCCUCGAUGUUCAGCUGAACAAAGACGGCGUGGCCUUUAUCAGUAAGGGUGGUAACCCUGACUUAGCUCCCCAAGAAGUCAAUACCUACGAGGACAUCGCCAUUCGAACUCGCGCUACAUCGGAUAUCUCCGCUCAUGCAGUGCCAGAGACGGUCUCGGUCGCUGCAGAUGCGGAGCACACCCCAGAUAACGAUUCUGACCGUAAGUGAUUUCCA
Molecule: messenger RNA, 1657 nt
Organism: Phanerochaete carnosa HHB-10118-sp
Lineage: Eukaryota; Fungi; Basidiomycota; Agaricomycetes; Polyporales; Phanerochaetaceae
Exons: 6
Coding region: 47-1651 (534 amino acids)
Source: RefSeq, a predicted model, not a curated record